CAAAAACAUAUAAGGCUCCCGAUGAUGACACAGAGAUAGAAGGUAAACAUAUUGAUGAUAUAUCUGAAAGAAAUGAUGAUAUUUAUAUUCAUUAUGAUAUAGUAAAAGGAACUUAUGCAAAUGGAAAAUUCACUGAAGGUACAAAUGCAGAAGAAGGACGUGCAUUAGCUUAUUCUAUAUGUGAAGAGCUUCUCAUGACAAAAGCUUUUAUAUUUUGUUCAACUCAUUUUAUGGAGUUAACUAGAUUACCGUUAGUCUACCCUAAUGCUGAAAACUAUCAUUUUAAUGUUGAAUUUACGGAUAAAGAAGAUGGUAACUGCACAUGUAAUUUUACUUACAAGCUGGUUCCAGGUCCAUGCAAAGCACAGUAUUAUGGCCUUAAGCUUGCUGAAUUUUCCACUAUGCCAAAAUCUAUAAUUCAUGAGGCGAAACAAUUAACUGCUGCCUGGGCGAAAGCAGAAAAUAAUAGUAACCAAGAACAGCAACAUUUCGGUAUAUCUGGUGAGAACAAAGAAAAAAUAAAGUUAGCAAUACAUUUGCUUCAACUUUCCGAUAGUUCUCUGAAUGAAGAAGAUUUAAGAUCUCAUCUUAAAGAAUUGAAAAGGAUGUUCAUAAGUCCAUCUUCCUCAGCUGAUAGUCCAAGCAUUGAUUUCACCCAGUUCUCUUAAAAAAGAUUGGGUAAUAUUUUCCCGGACAAUUUUGUCUGCAGUUCUGAAUUUCUGUAACUAAGCAAAAAGGGCGUUCAUUGUGCACUUUACUCAAGUAAAAACACUAGUAAAAUGUAAAAAUAAAUUUCACUUAA
Stegodyphus dumicola is the source of this 802-nucleotide messenger RNA. Its product is annotated as mutS protein homolog 4-like. Gene Ontology annotation, molecular function: mismatched DNA binding; ATP binding; ATP-dependent DNA damage sensor activity. Gene Ontology annotation, cellular component: nucleus. Lineage: Eukaryota; Metazoa; Arthropoda; Arachnida; Araneae; Eresidae. Gene Ontology annotation, biological process: mismatch repair; reciprocal meiotic recombination. The record is from RefSeq and is a predicted model, not a curated record.